GGGCCGGGAGCGGCCGGGAGGUCGCUCCGACCCACCCCCGGCGGGUGGCAGCCGCCUCUGGCGAGGCCUCCUCGCCGCCCCGAUGGAGCUCUCCUGCCACGUGCUGAGAACCACCCACCAGGCCAGGGAGGCGGAAGAGAUGCGAACAGAAGCUCGUCGAAAAAAUCUCCUCAUUCUGAUUUUGCAUUAUUUAAUGGAGGAAGGGUAUAUUGAUGCUGCAAAUGCUUUGGAACAAGAGACAAAAUUAGGUUUACGUGGCUUUGAAGUUUGUGACAACAUCGAUCUUGAGACAAUUCUGAUGGAAUACGAAAGCUAUUACUUCGUAAAAUUCCAAAAAUAUCCUAAGAUUACUAAAAAGGCCCUAGACACUGCAGAAUAUAAGCAGCAACUGAGAACUGGAGGAAAGCCAGUAAGGGCAGCAAGCUCUUCUCAGAAUCUCCCAAGGAUCAAACAUCAGACAGUGCAACGACCAUUAUCAAAAACUUCCCCAGGGAGGACAGCAGAAUUGAAAUCUUCCACCAAGGAGAGCCCCAAACAGAAUAAUGACAGUACAGUCACUCUGGAGCAAUCUGACUUUGGCUUAAGCAUCUCAGCAAUCAACAAAACUGGAGGAGGAGAAAGCACUCACCCAAGAAGGGGCCAGAUAAUUGAUUUCCGUGGGAUGAUCCAGGAUACUAUCAAAGUCUCAUCAAAUGAAAUAGCCUUGAACAGCCUUAACUGUGAUCCAGAUCCAUCAGAACGAUUAUUAAAACCCCUUAGUGCUUUUAUUGGCAUGACGGGUGAGAUGAGAGAACUUGCAACAGUUGUAAGCAAAGAUAUCUAUCUGCAUAAUCUAAAUGUGAAGUGGGAUGAUAUUAUUGGACUGGAUGCAGCCAAAAGGCUAGUCAAGGAAGCGGUUGUUUAUCCCAUAAGGUACCCACAAUUGUUUACAGGCAUUCUCUCUCCUUGGAAAGGGUUAUUGCUGUAUGGACCACCAGGUACUGGAAAAACUUUGCUUGCUAAGGCUGUUGCCACUGAAUGCAAUACAACCUUUUUCAACAUAUCAGCGUCCACUAUUGUCAGCAAAUGGAGAGGUGAUUCAGAAAAACUUGUCCGGGUGUUAUUUGAGCUUGCCCGCUACCAUGCUCCUUCCACAAUUUUCUUGGAUGAGCUGGAGUCAGUUAUGAGUCAAAGAGGCACCGUUACUGGUGGUGAACAUGAAGGAAGUCGGCGGAUGAAAACAGAAUUACUGGUGCAGAUGGAUGGCUUGGCCCGAUCUGAUGAUCUUGUAUUUGUUUUAGCAGCUUCCAAUCUGCCAUGGGAGUUAGAUUCCGCCAUGCUGCGGCGCCUGGAGAAGAGGAUUUUGGUCGACCUCCCAAGCAAAGAGGCACGGCAGGCAAUGAUUCAGCACUGGCUGCCCCCGCUGAGCAACAGCGGAGGAGUGGAGCUGAGGACAGAUUUGGACUACGGUUUACUGGGCCAGGAAACAGACGGCUACUCUGGCUCAGACAUUAAACUGGUGUGCAAGGAAGCAGCUAUGAGGCCAGUGAGAAAAAUUUUCAACGCUCUUGAAAAUCAUCAGCCAGGUAACAGUAACUUAUCCAUGAUCCGAUUAGACACAAUCACAACAGCAGAUUUCUUGGAUGUGAUCGCCCACACCAAGCCAUCAGCAAAGAAUCUAAGCCAGAAGUACACAGCCUGGCAGAGAGAAUUUGAGUCAGUUUGAAAACAAAACAAAACAAAACAAAACAAAAAACAAAAAAAAAACCCAAAUACCAAACACUUAUAAGAUUUUUGCCAUCCAAAAUAGCAUCUCUGCCUCCAAAGGAUUGAAUGGUGAGAAAGAAUGAAAUGCUACUGUUUUCAGGAAGGAGGACACAAUGAGGAGUGCGAGGGGGAAAUCUGUACCUUCCAAAUUUGCAGUGGGGGGAGUGGUUUGGUUAUUAUUAUUACUUAUUAUUAUUUACUAGUCAUUUUCAAUGACCAUUCUAAAAUAUUCUUCAUAGAAGUAAUGUAAUAUAAUGGCAGAAUAGCAGCUGCUAUAUAAUGAACACUCAAGCAUUAAUUUUAUGAUAAAUCUUUAUCAAGUGAUUGUUUUUCAGUCUCUAUUCAUUACAGUUUUCAGGUUUGGGGUAGGACUGGAGUAGAAAACUUGUAAUGAAGUUAGAUGUUUAGCCUAAUUUUUCCACUCUGAGGGUCACUAAAGCAUUAUAAGCAGUGUAGCUUUACCAGCAGAGAGCUGCAUAGGUGUUAAUGAAGUAAUUCAGGACCUUAUUAGUGUCUUGUAAAUUUAGUUGCUGCUAUUUUAAUUGGAGAUAAAAGCCUUGAUGUGCUAUGUCUGUUAUUCUCCAGUUGGUUUUGGGUAUUCCCAAAGUGGAAACAGCAACAUAUCAGAGGAAUUUGGGGAUUUUGUGGAAAAUUGGCAUUAUCUACACUAAUCAGCUAGGAACUGGCUGGGUAGCCAGUAGCAGUGGUAAAUCAUAGACAGUUUGGAGACUUUUCUAUUCAUAAACAUGGCCAAGCAACCAGUCUGUAAGACUGCCACGUGUCCUUCAAACAAUGAUUUUAUUGAACUCCAUAUACUAAUAAACAUUUCUCAGGCUUCA
Messenger RNA from Rhea pennata, 2585 nucleotides. It is a transcript of the gene KATNAL2, whose product is annotated as katanin catalytic subunit A1 like 2. Gene Ontology annotation, molecular function: ATP binding; protein binding; ATP hydrolysis activity. The transcript is spliced from 16 exons. The coding region runs from base 83 to 1705 and encodes 540 amino acids. The record is from RefSeq and is a predicted model, not a curated record. NCBI's taxonomy places the organism in Eukaryota, Metazoa, Chordata, Aves, Rheiformes, Rheidae.